AUGGCCGGCGGCAAGGUAAAAUACAGGCACCUGGGCCGCAAGUCUUCACACCGACAGGCCCUGCUCCGCAACCUGGUCACCUCACUGUUUGAGAAUGAAUCGAUCACGACGACAUGGGCCAAGGCCAAGGAGGCGCAGCGGUUGGCGGAUAAGUUGAUUACCUUGGGCAAGAAGAACUCGGAGGCUAGUCGGAGACGGGCACUGGAGAUUUUCUAUAAACCCCACGACAUCCUCCCCAAGCUCUUCGGUCCUCUCCGCGAACGCUACGCCGAACGACCCGGUGGCUACACCCGCGUGCUCCGCGUCGAGCCCAAGGAGAAAUACGAAUACUACUCCGUCCGCCGCGGCGACAAGAACGCCGUCCCCGAGCGCAAACCCGCCGACCAAGCGCCCAGCGCCAUUCUCGAACUCGUCGACGGCCCCAAGGACAUGCGCUUCGCGAUGACGGCACGUGCGAUCGCGCGCCAACGCGAGGAGGGUCUUAAAGAGCACGAGCUCACGGCUAUGAAUAAGAAGAAGGUUACGCAGUUCCGAAAGGACGGUGUUGAUGCGCUGGAGGCUGCUGUUCAGCAGUUGCAGAUCCGUGACUCUGAGUCUGAGGGUGUUUCUGCUCUUGAGGGCGAGGAGUCGAAGUCUGUGCAGGAGGAGGCUCGUCGGAGUGCGGCCCAGGCUGGUCGUUUGGCUAAGAAGCUUAAUGCUUAA
This is a messenger RNA of Penicillium cataractarum, 702 nucleotides long. RefSeq names its product mitochondrial 54S ribosomal protein bL17m. Gene Ontology annotation, cellular component: ribosome; mitochondrial large ribosomal subunit. Gene Ontology annotation, biological process: translation. The transcript is spliced from 2 exons. Lineage: Eukaryota; Fungi; Ascomycota; Eurotiomycetes; Eurotiales; Aspergillaceae. Gene Ontology annotation, molecular function: structural constituent of ribosome. Bases 1 to 702 code for a protein of 233 amino acids. The record is from RefSeq and is a predicted model, not a curated record.